AUGUCAGCUCCCUCACCCCAUUGUUGCCAUCAAACGUCCCCUCGAGGGAGUGUUCAACCUGUUAACAGCGUGACCCAGCCGCUCAGCCCACAAGAACGAGAAAAUGCGACCCGUGUGUUCGCCGCAGUUGUUGACGUAUGCGAACCUCUGCAAAACCAGGAGCCCUACAAACAGGUCACCCUGGUCCGACUGACUUACAGAUACGCCCGUUCGGAAACGUCCAAGGACAGCUUUUUGCGAUUGUUCUUCCAACAUACGCAGAUCCCGAUCGAAGCAUCCGAGCGAUUCUCCCCUUCCCACUCUGACUAUGGACCCCGACUGGUCGCGUUUGCAGACACCCUCGUCGAGAACUUCUUCCUUCCCUUGAAAGCCUCCGCGCGAAAACCCCCUCAACCUUCACCUGCGACCUCCUCCGACUUUCGAAGCCCACAAUCCGUCACUGGAACCACCCAGCAGCUGGCCAGGUUAAGAAGAGAUUGCCUUAUACGUGAUCGUUACCGCUGUGUCAUAUCACGCACGUUCGACUUUGACGAGGCAGUGAGGCGCGUCGCUCGGGACGGCAAUGACAAUGCACAAGAUGAUGAGGGAAAUUUGCUACGGUCAGAGAGCGGCACAUUUGCCCCGUUGGAAGUAGCGCAUAUUAUCCCAUAUUCGUGGACGAUUGUCUCAAGUGGGACGACGGAAUUGGACGAAUCCAAAAGACUCGCGCUUGCAAUUCUGAACAUGUUCGAUGAUGGUGUGGUGCACCUCAUUGAAGGCACUGAUAUUGAUCGCUCGCGCAACGCAGUCAGUUUGACUUUUGAUUUGCACCGACUAUUCAGUGGGUUUGAGGUCUUCUUUGAGCACGUGGGUAACGAUCCUCAUACGUACCGGAUCGACUCCACCGACACGGGCAUUUUGCGCCCAAGGCUCUUGCCCGUCGAGCGUCCUCUUUUCCCCGCAGACUCGCAAAUGAUCGACCCUCCUUCUCCACGAUUGCUUGCCGUUCACUGCGCAAUCGCGCACAUACUUCAUUCGAGUGCUGCCGGCCGCCAUAUUGACAGUAUCUUUGAAGAUCUUGACCAAGCCGAUAUGUUUGACGAGGUCCAACGGCAGCAGGCAUUUGCGACGAAAAGAGGAUACUCAAUAUUCAGUCUCUACGCCACCGGCCAGCACAGCAAACCUGGGCGCAUAGGGGUUAAGAGAUCGGCUGCGGAUGAGCUUGUUAGGCAGUCAAAAAUCUUCAAGUUAGACCCCCCGAAGCAUUUCGGUGGUGGCGGUAUAAAGGCCCUCAGGAACACAAUCAAAUAUCCUCAAACUCGUGUUUACGAUGCUACUAGCACUGCUCAGUUCUUCAAGCAAGGUCAGUUCGCCAGCAUUGCACGAAUUAGAGUAGGUUGA
This is a messenger RNA of Fonsecaea erecta, 1380 nucleotides long. RefSeq lists its product as hypothetical. The transcript is spliced from 4 exons. Bases 1 to 1380 code for a protein of 459 amino acids. Lineage: Eukaryota; Fungi; Ascomycota; Eurotiomycetes; Chaetothyriales; Herpotrichiellaceae. The record is from RefSeq and is a predicted model, not a curated record.